AUGUCAACAGUAAGACAGCGCUUCACAGUUAUCAAGCAGGCCUUCUCCAGUCCACGCGCCCUGCUGGAGUCAGCUCGUAUUGAAAACAACCGGGAAACCCAGGACGAGGCCGGACUCUUCGGCAGCUGGUCGAACAAAGAUUUGGAUCCAUCUCCUCCUUCCCAGCGAGUAUGGACACCAUGGUCCUUUUUUGCCUUUCAGUUUAGCAUCGCCUUUUCGCCAACGACAUAUAAUGUUGGGGCUAGCCUCUACGCUACGGGUCUGAACUGGUGGACCAUCUUGAUAGCUUCCUUCAUCGUCUCUUUCUUAGUGGGCGGACUGCUUUGGUUGAACUCCCGUGGAGCUGCCUUGUACCAUCUGGGAUAUCCGACUUAUGUCCGCCUUUCCGCCGGUAUUUAUGGAUCACUCGUAUUCAUCUUCCUCCGAGGGGUGGUCGCGAUUCUAUACAUGGGAAUCCAAUCGCUGUACGCUAGUUACUUUGUCAACGUCAUGCUUCGAUGUGUCUUCGGUCACAAUUGGACUGAACUUCCCAAUUAUCUCCCUGAGUCAGCUGGUAUCACCUCGGGCAAAAUGAUUUCCUUUCUUAUUAUUUGGCUUCUCCAGUUCCCGUUUGCAUUUGUCCACCCGAGCAAAAUGUCAACCGUGUUUAUGGUGAAGUCAGUUAUUGCCCCAAUUGGGCUGAUUGCAACAAUGAUCUGGACAGUUGUCUCCAGUCAUGGUGUCGAUUUCCAAGGGCUCGGACCUAGCAACGUAUCUGGGGCCGUUCUGGGCUGGUCUUUCAUGAAAGCCAUUAACAGUAUUGUUUCUAAUGUGAUUCCUCCGUUGGUCAACAGUCCCGACCUCACAAGAUAUGCGAAGUGUCCACGGGACACUUUGCCCUUGCCAAUUGGAAUAAUCUUGAGCAAACCACUUGUGGUCUUUCUAGGAAUGGUCAUCACAGCCGCUGGAUACAAGCAAUUUGGAGAGGCGUAUUGGAAUAUGUGGGAUCUCUAUUCUAGUAUUCUAGACCAUUACUGGGGCCCAGGAACCCGAACGGUUGUGUUCCUUGGUGCGGGUAUCCAGGCAUUUGCUACGAUUGCUACAAAUCUCACCAGUAACUCGAUCCCAGUCGGAUGCGAUCUCGCUGGUCUAUUUCCACGGUACAUAACAAUUGUCCGUGGCCAGGUGCUUUGCUUCUUAUUGGCAUGGGUAGUAGUUCCAUGGAAAUUAACAUAUUCUGCCUCGUCUUUCCUGACCUUCCUCAACUCAUACCUUUGUUUCAUGUGCCCUAUUGUAGCUAUGAUGAUUGUCGAUUACUGGAUUGCUCGCAAAGGAAACAUUCAUGUUCCUUCCCUCUAUAACGCAAAACCCGGCACUCCGUACUUCUACACCGGUGGCUUCAACCUACGCGCGUUUGCUGCCUGGUUCGGCGCAAUCGCUCUGGUCAUCCCAGGUGUCUCUGGUGCUCUUAACCCUGGAUCAGUCGCCGACGCCGCUGUUAAAAUAUACAAUAUGGGCUUCCUAAUUUCUACCGCUUUCGCAGCGCUGGUAUACUACAUAUGCUGCAGGAUUUGGCCAGUGCAGAUUUAUCCUACCGAGCUGAGGGCAAAAGACGCCAGUUGGGAAGCCAUGAGGUACACGGAGGGCUUUUUCCCCGAAGAUGAAAUCGUGCCAGACUAUUUACAAGAAACUGUCAUUGAAGGAAUAACAGUGAAGCCUUCAAAAGGCUCUUUGGAAGAAGAAACGAUGGACAUGCAAAAGGAGGCAAUGUUUUAA
Penicillium expansum is the source of this 1755-nucleotide messenger RNA. RefSeq names its product nucleobase cation symporter-1 family protein. The record is from RefSeq and is a predicted model, not a curated record. Gene Ontology annotation, biological process: nucleobase transport; transmembrane transport. Lineage: Eukaryota; Fungi; Ascomycota; Eurotiomycetes; Eurotiales; Aspergillaceae. Gene Ontology annotation, cellular component: plasma membrane. The transcript has 10 exons. Gene Ontology annotation, molecular function: nucleobase transmembrane transporter activity. Bases 1 to 1755 code for a protein of 584 amino acids.